This is a messenger RNA of Cornus florida, 5650 nucleotides long. RefSeq names its product putative disease resistance RPP13-like protein 1. The transcript is spliced from 7 exons. Lineage: Eukaryota; Viridiplantae; Streptophyta; Magnoliopsida; Cornales; Cornaceae. Gene Ontology annotation, molecular function: ADP binding. Bases 421 to 4425 code for a protein of 1334 amino acids. Gene Ontology annotation, biological process: defense response to other organism. The record is from RefSeq and is a predicted model, not a curated record.
CAAGAAAUACUUUCAAGACAUUGUUGGUGAUACAUCACUACUUGAUGCAUUAACUGCUUUUGAAAGAGCCAUGGUCCUUGGCACAUGCUUUUGUCCUCCCUCCUUAAGAAAAUUUUGUGUGGUAUACCCAGUCUUACUCUUUAGUGCUAAAGUCUAUAAUCAUCAUUAUUGGCAAGUAAGUUCCAUCAAUUGUUGGGUUCCACCAUUCCUAUUGCAGCAGCCAUAUUAGACUUUUCUUCAAUUUACUAGCUUUACUGGGGUAAUGUUAGCUGUGUGGAUACCAUUUACAUCCUUACUUGGUCCUUCUUCAACAGAAAUUUGAAGAUUGAAUUCUUCCCAAUUUCUAUCUCUAUCUAUCUAUCUCGAUAUAAGAGGCUUUUCUCAGCUACUCUCUGUCUCUCUCUAUUUGCAGUUGAAAAGAUGGCUGAAGCUUUGGUGGGUGGAGCUUUUCUCUCGGCUUCCCUUCAAGUGUUGUUUGAUCGUUUGGCUUCUCGGGAGUUCAUAAGCUUCUUUUCCAAACAGAGGCUUGAUGAUGGACUCAUAGAGAAGCUGAGGAGAACCUUGCUGGUGCUUCAAGCAGUGCUGGAUGAUGCGGAGGACAAGCAAAUUACCAACAAGCACGUCAAAGAUUGGCUCGACGAGCUCCAGCAUGUUGUCUACCAAGCUGAGGACUUGCUGGAGGAGAUCGCUACUAAGGCGUUGAGGAACAAGUUGGAAGCUGAUCGUGAUCAGUCCCAAGCCCAAGUCAGCACACCUCAGGUUGGUAUCAGCCGAUUUUUUGGUCCAAUCAAGCAAUCUCUCUUACGCAUUACUCACCCAGUCUCGACUUCUCCUUAUUUGUCUGAUGAAGAGAUUGAGUCCAAAUUGAAAGGGGUUAUCAUUAAGUUGGAGUGGUUUGUCCAGCAAAAAAAUUCUCUUAAUUUGAGAGAGAAUGUUGGAAGAAAACAGUGGCAAAGACAAGAAACAACUUCUCUGGUAUAUGAAUAUGAGGUCUAUGGGAGGAAUACCGACAAAGAGAAGAUUAUGAAAUUGUUGUUCUCUGACAAUGCAACUGCGAAUCAGAUUCAUGUGAUUCCCAUUGUAGGAAUGGGCGGGAUGGGCAAGACAACCCUAGCUCAACUCAUAUACAAUGAUGCUGAAGUAAAUGAGAAGUUUCAAAUGAAAGCAUGGGUUUGCGUUUCUGAUGCAUUUGAUAGUUACAUGAUAACAAAGAAAAUUUUUGACGAUGUCACCACAUCAAACAAUACUAUCAACAAUCUUGAUCAACUUCAAAUCAAGUUGAAAGAAAGCCUCGCACGGAAGAAAUUUCUAAUUGUGUUAGACGAUGUUUGGAAUCACAAUUACAAUGACUGGGACUGCUUAAAAAGACCUUUCAGUGCUGGAGCACAUGAAAGUAGAAUUAUCGUAACAACACGCAUUGACGAGGUCGCAUCAGCAAUGGGCACCUUUCCUAGUUAUCACUUGAAGCAAUUGUCGUUUGAAGAUUGUUGGUCAUUAUUUGCAAAGCAUGCAUUUAGGAACAGAGAUCAUAUUGCUAAUUCAGACCUAGAGACCAUUGGAAAACAAAUUGUGGAGAAGUGCAAAGGCUUGCCUUUAGCGGUAAAAUCACUUGGAGGGCUCUUGCGUUCUAAACUAGAUAUUGAGGACUGGAAAAAUAUAUUAAAAAGCGAGAUAUGGGAUUUAGAGAGCGACAUCUCUCCGGCUCUACGAUUGAGCUAUCUUUAUCUCCCUUCACAUUUAAAGCGAUGCUUUGCAUGUUGUUCAAAGUUUCCUAAAGAUUACAAAUUUGAAAAGGAAAAGUUAGUCCGGUUAUGGAUAGCCGAAGAUCUUGUGCAGCAACCCAAAAACAACAAAUUAGUAGAAAAUGAAGGUAACUUCUACUUCCGUGAACUAUUAUCAAGGUCUUUCUUUCAAAGAUUAAGUCAUGACAAUGAUUUUGAAUUUCUAAUGCAUGACCUGAUCCAUGACUUAGCUCAACAUAUAUCUGGAGAUUUCUGUUUCAGGCUAGAAUAUGACAAACCACUUGAUCAUAUCUCUGAAAAAGUCCGUCAUUUCUCAUAUAUUCAGUGCAGAUAUGAUGCAUUUGAGAAAUUCAAGGUUGUUAAAGAGGUUAAGUGUUUACGAACUUUCAUAUCAUUUCCAGUACGUGGAUGUUUUUUUUGUUUGGGCAAUAAGGUACUACAUGAUAUGUUGCCAAGCCUGAGAUGCUUAAGGGUACUAUCUUUGUCUAGAUAUUGGAUUUCUAAAUUGCCUGAAUCUAUCGAAAAUUUGAUACUUUUACGUUAUUUGGAUCUCUCUAUGACAAAAAUCAGACAGUUACCUGAUUCAAUAACAACCUUGUUUAAUUUACAGACAUUAGAUUUGUCAUAUUGUGAAGAUCUCAUUGAGUUACCUGUGAAUAUUGGAAAACUAAUUAACUUGCGCUAUCUUGGUGUAAGUGGAACUGCAUUAACUGAAAUGCCGAUCCAAAUGAGCAGACUGAAAAAUCUCCAACAUCUGACAUAUUUUGUAGUUGGCAAGAAUAGUGGGUCAAGGAUUAAUGGGUUGAAGGAACUAUAUCAUCUUCGGGGGAAGCUUCUCAUUUCUGGGCUUCAGAAUGUAACUAGUGGUCUGGAUGCAUCAGAGGCCAAUCUGAAAGGAAAGGAGGACCUUGAAGGAUUAGAGUUGGAAUGGGGUGGCGAUACAAAUGAUUCACAAAAAGAAAGAGACGUACUUGACAAGCUAGAGCCUCAUGCAGGGGUGAAGGAUCUCCGCAUCAUUAAGUAUGGGGGCACAAGAUUUCCGGAUUGGUUAGAGAGAUCUUAUUCGUUACAUAAGAUGGUGUCCUUAAAACUUGUAAGGUGUGCAUAUUGUAGUUCUUUGCCAUCAAUUGGGCAACUACACUCUCUAAAAUAUCUAAGGAUUGAAGGGAUGAAAGCAAUAACAAAAGUGGGUCGGGAGUUCUAUGGGGAUUCUUUUUCGAUCAAGCCAUUUCAAUCUCUAGAGACACUCAGCUUUAAAGAAAUGCCAGAGUGGGAAAAAUGGCAUGCAUUAGGGGUUGAAGAGUUCCCUUGCCUUUCAGAACUUUCUUUUGUCGAUUGUCCCAAGCUGACCGGUGAAUUACCGAACCACUUCCCAUGUUUAAGGAAACUUGAGAUUUCUGGAUGCCAACGACUUCUGUCAAGUCAAGUUGGGCAGCUGUUGCAACACCUGCCUUCUCUUCAGGAAUUGACGGCUUCAAAAUUGUCAGACUUGACAGAGUUGCCGACGGAAUUGCAAGACCUGUGUUCUCUUCAGAAAUUGGAGAUUUCAUGGAUGCCAAAGUUGAAGCAACUGCCAUCAGAGUUAUGCAGAUUGAUAAAUCUCGAAAGCUUGGUGAUGAACCAUUGCCCACGCCUGAAGUCCUUUUCAGACAUGGGAUUACCACCACUGCUCAAGACUCUGAAGAUUAAAGAAUGUGAUGCUCUGCAUUCCCUGCCACUACCACAGGGAUCUUAUUUUUCAUCUCUUCAGGUAUCUUUACCCAUUGGUGGUUUACCUGCUACAUUGAAAACACUUGAUGUCCUUAACUGUAGGAGUUUAUUAAAGUUUCCCCUGUCCAAGGGGAUGGAGCAUAAUUAUCACUCAUCCAUUGAAGUUUUGAGAUUUAGUGGCUGUGAUCUUCUCAAAUCAUUGUCAUUAGGCUUCUUCCCGAAGCUUAAUUCUCUCGAGAUAUUAGGGUGUAAAAAUUUUGAAAUGCUUUCAAUCCCCAACAACAAAGAGCUUCAAAAUCUGGUGAAGCUUAAAGUAGAGGAUUGUCCUAAAAUUGUAUCUUUUCCCCAUGGAGAUGGCGGAUUUCCCGCUUCAAACCUGACCACUUUUAGCAUCGGAAGUUGUAAUAAUCUGAAGUCACUGCCGCAAAGAAUGCACACCCUCCUCCCUUCUCUUCAAGAAUUGACUAUAUGGAGCUGUCCAGAAGUUGAUUCAUUUCCAGAUGGAGGUUUGCCAUCCAACCUCCGUCAACUUGCCAUCUUUAAUUGCGAGAAACUCAUGAAGGGUCGGAUGGGGUGGGGUUUGCAGACACUCCCAUCUCUUGGAGUAUUCUUUAUCAGUGGUAAACCUGAAGAACAAGGAGAAGAAGAAGAGUUGGAGUCAUUUCCGGAGGAGUGGCUAUUUCCCACCACUCUUACCUCUCUUGACAUCAGCUUCCUUCGAAAUCUGAAAUCACUGAACCACAAGGGGCUUCAACACCUCACCUCUCUUACAAGUCUAUCCAUCUUGUACUGCCCUAAGCUCCAGUCCUUACCAGAAGAGGGGCUGCCCAACUCACUCUCUUUCCUGAAUAUAUCCGAAUGUCCAUUGCUGAAAACAAGUUGCCAAUGGGAGAAAGGGGAAGAUUGGCUGAAGAUUUCCCGAAUCCCCCACAUUAGUCUCAAUCGUGAAGAACACAUCAUAAACUUAGAGUGACACUGAUUGUGUAGAUUCAUUAUGUAAAUAAUGGACCAGAGAUUAGGGAGGGCUCUAAAGAGAAAGUGAAUGCCCUGGUUGGAGGGUGACAAGGAGGACACUUACUGCUGCAGGGAAGAUAAAGUAGGUAACCCAUGAACUCAUACAUGAUUUUUGGUACAACCGACUGUAACACAUGAAAUUGUAAUAACAAAAGCAGAGAGAAAUGUCGGAGUUGACUCUGGUACAAGGUUUUUCCACUGACUGAACAAAAGGGAUUUAAAUAUGAGUUCAAAUUCUUAUUUUAAUAUUAUGCUUGCAGAUCGGUUUCCUUGGAUUGGUUUCCAGCAUGCUGAAGGGUUAAAUGUAGUAUAUUUUGGUGGCUAGAUGGGCUCAAACCAUUCCAACUUGACAACUUUCAGAAGUACAAUCAUUCAAUGUCGUGAAGAAAUAAAAUUCUGAGGGUCCAUAAGCAGUAAAUUUCAUCAAAGGCCCACAUAAGAUACAAGGAAUUGGUGCUACUGCUGACACCGUCCUCGCUAUUUUGAACAUCAACAUUCUUGAUGAUGAAGUCAACUAAAGAACUUGCCAAUAAAUUUGGGGGAGUUGCCAUUUCUCUUGCUGAAUUCGAUGAUUUCAAUCCAGAAGAUGGGAUGAUUCUUGAGAAUGCUACAUCUAUAGAAAUAAAACCAAAAAUUGAUGUGACACCCAUAUAUAAGAGUGCUUUGAGUAGUUACUCAUUUUUUUAUGCCAUCAAUACACCAAAAUGGACCAGACUCUUGCAAGAAGCACUAGAGUCAGGAGCCAACGUUGUUUUUGGGACAAAGAUAUUCAAUAAUCAACCAUUUGUAUAUUUUGGAAGGUUCACUGGCUUUCCCGCGCCAAAAGCACUAAUUAGGGGAACUCUGACAAGAGGCACAUAAGAAGGAAAUGCUUGGUGGAUCUCUCUUUGCAGCUGGUUGGAUGUUUAUCGAUUACGGCUAAUUCAUUUCAAUUUAUGAGUUUUGUUAUUUAGAUGUUUUUCUGUUGUACACUGAAUUUCGACAUCAUUUAUGAAUGAACCUAAAGUCGAAUCCUUUAUUUCGACAUCGUAGAAGAAUGGCCACGGGAAGGCCAUGAUUACAGUUUUUUAAUGCAUUUUUUGGGAUAACAUUUUUGAGUAAACAUUCAAUUUCAAAUGAAGAUUCAUCUUGUAUUCUUUAAUACAAUUGGUUUCACAAAGACGAUCUUUUAUUUACUGCUUGUG